AUGACAAAACUUGGCAUUGUAGAGAAUACUGGAACUGGCAAAACCUCGAUUCUUAUUAAAUACUAUGAUGUCUUUUGGUGGCAUGUAUACACCUGCAAGAGAUGCAAUUUAUGUAUUUUUUACUAUAGAAAUGCAAAUAUAUGAGCAAAUCUGAUAUCAAAAAAUACUCUUCCUUUGCAUUGAAAGUAUGAUACGCUAGUGGCAAUAUGCCUGAUUGCAGUAUUUUAUUUUAAAAAUUGACUUGGAACUGUAAGAAACAUAAUUUAUUGGAAUUAG
Molecule: messenger RNA, 276 nt
Organism: Blepharisma stoltei
Lineage: Eukaryota; Ciliophora; Heterotrichea; Heterotrichida; Blepharismidae
Source: the annotation of a GenBank genome assembly